GGGGCGCUAAAGGCAUUCCCACUUCGUGACCGGCGACGAAAGGAAAGCGGAUGUGCUGAAGUCGAAACCUUUGAUAAAGUUGGUGUAAUGGCUUGAAAGUAAAAUAGCAGAGAAAGAAAGCUGGAAGCCAUGGCCUGUGCUCGAGUGCCGCUGGAUCAGCAGGAGGUGACCAUAUCUGACACGCUGGGAAAGGAGCGCACUCUGCCUUCAUUGCAUCCUGACAGGAAGGAAGAGCGUUACUUUGUGCCCUAUAAGCCCCCACCGGAUAAUGGCUCCCCUGCUGAGGUGGAGGAGUUUUUGGAAUGUGCUAAGUUCAUCACUGAGGAUCUUGAUUGGCUGCUUGCACUGCCUCAUGACAAGUUCUGGUGCCAGGUGGUGUUUGAUGAGUCACUACAGAGAUCCUUAGACUCGUACCUUCGUCAUGCUCCACGUGAUCUUGAUCUCGCCGCGCUGCCUUCGUCCCCUGCGGUAGCGAACAUGCAGCGUUCAGUUCACAGGCUUGUUUUUUUGACCUUCCUCAGGAUGGCUACAUAUAAAGAGUCCAAGGAAAACUUCCUCUCCCCAGCUGUUUUUGGUGAAAUAAUCUAUGAGAAUUUCCUGUUUGACAUUCCAAAAAUUUUGGAUCUGUGUGUGCUCUUCGGGAAGGGCAACAGCCAGCUGCUGCAUAAAAUGAUAGAGAACAUCUUUACCCAGCAGCCAGCCUACUACAGUGACCUGGAUGAGACUGUGCCCACUGUGUUACAGGUGUUUGACACCAUCACGGGCAAGUGUGGUGUUCGGUGUGAAGGGGCGUCUGCAAUAGAACCACUGAAGCUGAGUGAACACAAACAACCCACUGCCAUGACCAUGAGCCAGGAGGAAUUUGUAGAUAUUAUUCUCUACCUGUGUGACUCAACCACAACUAUCCACGCUUUCCUAGACAUCUUUCCCGCUGCCUGCUUCAGCUUCCAAUCACACGGCUUCCUCAGCAGACUGACCUCAUUUUAUGAAAUCACUGUGCCCGACCUUGAAAAUGCUGUGAGGAAAAGAAACUUUGAGGACAAAAGUCUUCAGGAGGAUUUGUGGAACAGGCUGUCCCAUUCCUGUCACAAGAUGGUAGAGACGGUUCAUGUGCUGCUGCACCACAGCUGCUUCCAGCCCAUUCUGGAGGGGGGAGAAAACAGUCAAACCUAUGCAGAGAAACUCCUACAAUAUUUCACAUCUUUUUUACAUGAAAAAAGAUUCCUGACAGACUAUGAUGAGCAGUACCCUGUUGCUGAUGAUAUCAGCCUGCUUCAACAAGCCUUCCCCAUCAUUGAUGAGACCAGGACGUCGUACCUGCUGCAGGGGGUGGAAAGUGCCUGGGAUAGUUUGGGGCACCAUCAAAGAGCACAAAGCCGCAUUCAACACAAAUUUACUCCAGAGGUGCUGGCCAGCCAGGAAGCAGCAGACAAGGCUGAUGGCCACAAAGCUCCAGAGACUGAAGACCUGAGGGGAGCAGAAGCCAUUUUAGAUGUUCCCAAAAAAGGAAACGGUGCGGUGUGUCCGGUGAGUGCAGCCGAGCUGGAGUCUCUGCUAUCGUGUAUCAGGGACCUGCUGCCUGAUUUGGGAGAGGGCUUCCUGCUGGCCUGCCUGCAGGAGUAUGACUACAACUCUGAGCUGGUCAUCAACAACAUCCUGGAGGACCACCUAGCCCCCAGCCUGGACAAACUGGAUCGAGCCAUGCCCAGGCCAGUGAAGGAGGAGCUACCAGGCGUCUUAUGUGAGAGGUCCAACGUGUUUGAUGAUGAUGAGUUUGACGUCUUCCGCAGGGACCAAGUAGACAUGAGCCGUAUCUGGAAGGGCAGGAGGAAAGAUGAGAGUGUUCGACAGAUGCUCAACGACAAGCAACACAUCGCUGAGCAAAAGGCUCGUUAUCAGGCUUAUGAAACCGUAGUGGAUGAGGUCAUUAUCGAACCCGGGCAAACCGCCGCCACCUACGGUCUGGAUGACUAUGACGAUGAGUAUGAUGACACUUAUGACAUGAACCAAGUGGGAGCCAAUGACCUGGAUGGUGACAGUUUGCUGAACCGUAGGCCUUUUACAGUCCCACGGGUGCUACAAAAAGAUAACAAGCCAGAUGAGGAUGAAGAUGAGGAAGAGCAAGAUGCUUUACAGAACAAUGUAAACAGGGACCAGUUUGUGCAGGACCCGGCCCUGCUGAGAGAGAAAGCUGAAGCGAGAAGAGCCGCCAUGCAGCAAAGGAAAAGUUUUCGUCCGGAGCGUACCACCAAUGUGGUUGGCCAGCCGCGAGGCCAAGGCCAAACCACAGAGACUGUCCAGGACCGACCCAGGAAGGAGGCCAACAAGAGCCGCGUUGCCAACCACAACCGUCGCACCAUGGCAGACCGCAAGAGGAACAAAGGCAUGAUCCCGUCCUAAAGUGCCGCGUGAGCAGACAGGAAAGUGACGGGAAAGAACUGGACUCAGCUUUUCAGGUUGAAUAUUAUGACUUUACUGACCUAAGGUCACAGUUUUUUGUCCUUUACAUAAGGAAAAGCCUUCAUGCUUGUUGAAAACUUGCAUUUGGAUUAUAACUUUCUUUUGGCAAAGUCAUAUUUUUGUUAUCAAAGGCUGCCAUGCAGCUUGUCGAAAUGUUUAAGACUAAACAUUAAUUAUAAAGUUUGAGCUGGAGCUCUUA
Molecule: messenger RNA, 2659 nt
Organism: Thalassophryne amazonica
Lineage: Eukaryota; Metazoa; Chordata; Actinopteri; Batrachoidiformes; Batrachoididae
Gene: ascc2
Product: activating signal cointegrator 1 complex subunit 2
Exons: 19
Coding region: 130-2400 (756 amino acids)
Biological process (GO): regulation of DNA-templated transcription
Molecular function (GO): ubiquitin binding
Source: RefSeq, a predicted model, not a curated record